AUGACAAGUGAAGAAUUUAAUAAAGAAACUUCAAGUGAAAAUUCUAUUAGCAAUGAAGCUUCAAGUAAAGAUAAAGCUUCAAUUGAAGAAUUAGAUUAUGAAAAUUCAAGUGAAAUAUCUAAUAAUAGUGAAAUAAUAAGCGAAGAAUCUAAUGAUUGUAUGACGAAUGAAGAAGGUCCUGAUAAAAUUGUUGAUAAGUCCUUAAGCAAAGAACAAAUACCAUCUAUUAGUGGAGAGUUCGCACCAUAUUUCAAUAAUAUCACUGAGAUAUUAAUGUUUUGUUGGAUUGAAAAACACAAUAUAUCUACUCAUGCAUAUGAUGAAUUAGUAGAUAUAAUUCAUUAUCCACAAUUCAAAA
Molecule: messenger RNA, 358 nt
Organism: Racocetra persica
Lineage: Eukaryota; Fungi; Glomeromycota; Glomeromycetes; Diversisporales; Gigasporaceae
Source: the annotation of a GenBank genome assembly